Protopolystoma xenopodis is the source of this 285-nucleotide messenger RNA. The record is from the annotation of a GenBank genome assembly. Lineage: Eukaryota; Metazoa; Platyhelminthes; Monogenea; Polystomatidea; Polystomatidae.
AUGCCGGAGGAACAAGCUUUCUCAGUAUUAGUGCAAUUGAUGACGGAGUAUCGGCUUCGUGAGAUGUACAAACCCUGUAUGACUGAGCUGGCUGUCUACAUGCAUCAGCUCGAAGGCCUUGUUUGUGACCAGCUACCUGAUCUAGCGACUCAUUUUACGGCUCAUGGCUUCGCACCCAGUCUUUACGCCUCAGCUUGGUUUCUCACCCUCUUCUCGACCACCCUCUCCAUUCAAAUGGCUACUCGCGUAAUGGAUCUCUUCAUUUCAGAGGUAGGCUAUCUCUAA